This is a messenger RNA of Talaromyces stipitatus ATCC 10500, 1606 nucleotides long. RefSeq lists its product as uncharacterized. The record is from RefSeq and is a predicted model, not a curated record. The transcript is spliced from 3 exons. Gene Ontology annotation, molecular function: acetyltransferase activity. Bases 243 to 1229 code for a protein of 328 amino acids. NCBI's taxonomy places the organism in Eukaryota, Fungi, Ascomycota, Eurotiomycetes, Eurotiales, Trichocomaceae.
CACACACCAAGGCACGACAAAGAAGAAGACAUCUUCGUUCCUCUCGUUUAUUCAAGAGAAAAGAAUGCAACCACGUCAGCAGCAGCUAUGAUAUGAGAAGCUGGUUGUUUCGCGUCUCGUUUUUGCUUUUGCUUCCCUUUUUGUUUUUGACCCUUCUCUGUGCCUGCGAUCUCUGUACCCAGACUGGGCCAUCUUAACUAUCUUAUGUCCCUAAAUUAACCCUUUAGGCUGUUUGUAUUUGCAUGCUAGUCGACAUCCAAUCAGUGACCGCUCCGACCUUUUUCCUGACAGCAACUGAAGAAUCACACGUCUAUCCGGCACCGAUGUGUACUAAGGCUAUGGGACGGUCGUUGCAUAAAUUGACCGCAUGGCUGCGUCGUUUCUACACCAACAACGGUCGUCGAGAGAGCGACUGUCAUCCGAAGCGACCUGACUCAGAAGAGUCAGACUUGAGCACCAACAAGAAGUUGGAGUCGAGGACUUCCAGUGAUACAGAGACAGAGUUUGUCCAGCACCAUACCCUUGUCAGAGCGAGCACGAUGGCCAACCAAACAUUUGGACCCGUUUCUCCCACAAGAGCGAGAACUGGAGCGCCGGACAGCGAGGAAUAUAAGAAGAUGGUAGCAGGACUGACUUUCCGAGUCAUCUCCUGCCCUGUGCUUCAAGCUAAGAAACUUGAGGCACGACAGUUCUGUGCCAGGUACAAUGUUGACGAUGAUAUCCUAAAGGACGACACGAUACCCUUGCAUGAGCUCUUUAUGGGGCUACGCAAAGAGCGUGAGCGUUUGCUACGCACAGUCAUUGGAACCGUUGGCCAAGGACCCGUCAUUGAACCCCCAUUCCACUUCCAGUACGGCUGUAAUAUCACCAUUGGUGAUUCAUUCUAUGCAAACGUGAAUCUACGAAUCAUGGACAGUGGGCUUGUUUCUAUUGGUAAUCGAGUUCUAAUCGGACCGAACGUCACCAUUGUGACUGAGCUCCAUGAGAAGGAAAUCAUGUCUCGCAGGAGUGGAAAGGUGUUCGCCAAAUCGGUUACGAUCGAGGAUGACUGCUGGAUAGGGGUCGGAACGACCAUUCUUCCCGGCGUAACGAUAGGCAAGGGCUCAGUCAUCGGCGCUGGGUCUAUUGUCACCAGAGACAUUCCCCCAGCUAGUGUGGCAUGGGGCAAUCCAGCGCGGGUUGUAGAACCAGUCAACGACGCUGGCGCGGUCUUCGCUGGGAUCAAUUAGUGGUUUUCUGCGGUCCAUCACGUUUAUCGUCAGAUACUGGCAUCUUUUUCAAUGCUACAGACUUUAUUUACAUCUACAAGAGAAUGAUUGCAUACGGUCACCGGAUGAUACGGCGUUGAGGGAUCAUAUCUGCGGGGUAUAUAUACUGGCAUGCUUGGGUUUCUCCUACACUUGCCUCUUUUUUCUUUUUUACGAAUUUCGGGCUCGUCGGAACUUGGAUUACAUUUACUCCUGGCUCUGAUACACGCCGGUAUCUUAGCCAGGAAGGAGAUUGCGCGUCGUGUACAAAUGCAGUUUGCAUAUACCUAUGGAGUAACUAGAUCUUGGACAAAAUCUCAAUUCUCUACCUACCAAUGAAUGUUAAAGUUUCGGAUCUC